This is a messenger RNA of Truncatella angustata, 2643 nucleotides long. RefSeq lists its product as uncharacterized. The record is from RefSeq and is a predicted model, not a curated record. NCBI's taxonomy places the organism in Eukaryota, Fungi, Ascomycota, Sordariomycetes, Amphisphaeriales, Sporocadaceae. The transcript is spliced from 8 exons. The coding region runs from base 1 to 2643 and encodes 880 amino acids.
AUGGAGCAUAGGUCAUCAAAGACACCAGCUUCGCUUGUUGCAUUAGACGCUGACUCGAAUUUCGAGGUUUUCCCUCUAGUAUCCCGGUGUCUUCGCGAAGAGUCUGCUGACCAACUCGAGCUUUAUGGCAAGAUAGCCCAGUCUGUUCUGCGGAAGCUUCGAAAUCCUCUUAACAAGGCAAAAGACAAUUUGGAAGCAUCACGAUUUCUCAGGGCCAUUAAUCAGCUAACCACUCAAUUUAAACAAACCCAGACGAUCAUUGGCGUCGUCGGAAACACCGGCGGUGAUGCCCGCUACCGAGCAGAGAUUGAAUUCAUCACUAUUGAUGAUUGGAAAAAGGAGCUCGGAUAUUUGUACGAGGAUCUUCUGGAUUCUAGAGGCGACGUUGUGAAAGAGUCUCUCGAUGAAGACACUGAGUCAGGCACCAAGGAGGCUUUGAACAGAACCACUGUCGAUGUUCUGGCUAACGCCCCAGAUGUGCGUGCAGUGCUCGGUCAGAUUCAAACCAUCGCCAACGCAGCGGCAGAUACAUUCCGCGCGAACAUUACGAAGUACAUCGACAGCGACGAGAAAGAAGGCCAAGAGAGACUCCGUGGGGAAGAGAAACGCAUGGAGUUCUGGCCUCUCAUUAAGGUGGUUCGAAUUUUCACCCGGUCCGAAGUCCUGUCCAUGGGAACUACCCUCGUCGACUUACCUGGUGCCCAUGACUCCAACGCGGCGCGCGCUGCUGUGGCAAGCACCUAUAUGCAAAAGUGCGACGCUGUUUGGAUCGUUGCUGCAAUUCAGCGAGCGGUAGAUGACAAGACAGCCCAAAACCUUCUUGGGCAGUCUUUCAAGUUGCAGCUUAAGUUCGAUUGCAAGUACUCCCAAAUCUCAUUUAUCUGCUCGAAGACAGACGACAUCUUGGUUCUUGAAGCUCUUAAACUCAAAAGCCUUCGCAGGGAGCAAGAAGUGAUCGACUGUCAGAAUGAGCUUGAGCAAGUACGAUCUGAAUCUGCCAAGAACACAUCGACCUACGAAGCACUAAGCAAGCGAGGAAAGGAGCUGGGAGCCAAAGAGGAUGAGCUCCAGGGACAGAUUAGCCAUUGGCAAGAGCUGGCAAUCAACCUGGACAAGGGCAAUGCUUCCUCAGCUCCAACCACCGUCCCUCAGAAGCGGACAUAUUCAGCACGUCAAGCAGCGAGCCGAAAGAGAAUGACUUACGACAUUGAUGAGCUUCCUUCAGACAGUGAAGAUGACAACAAGGAAGCUAUUAAAUCGGAAAACACGGCUAAUGAACCCGAGCAAAAGCCUUUAACCAAAGAGAUAAUUCACGAAGAGCUCGACCGUCUGAGAAACGAGAUAGCGCAGGUAUCGGAAGACCACGACAAUAUUGAUACCGAGAUCAAACCAGUGGGACGACUUUUCAGGAGCCAGAAGAAAAGGCUACCUGUUCUCGAGACUCAGCUCAAGUCUCUGUGCAUUCAAGGAAGAAAUACCUACGCUAUAGAAGCCCUCCGGCACGACUUCGCCGCUGGUUGCAAAGAAAUGGACCAAGACAAAGUCAUGCGUCAAAACGGUGACUUGUUCGUUUCUGGGACUGACAACAGAGAUUACAAUGAAGAAGCCGCCUCUCUUCCCGUUUUCUGGGUUAGCUCUAGAGCUUACCAGAAAACAAAAGGCCGUUUAGAGGGCGAGGAUCCAGUCCAAGGUUUCCCAACACUCGAACAUACUGGUAUACCACAACUUCAGAUAUUUGCGAAGCGCUUAACAGAACCUGGUCGAGUCAAGAAUGCCCAAAAUUUCCUCGAGGAUUUUACGCAUAUUAUAAACUCCCUGAACCUUUGGUCAAAGGAUCACAGCGCUGAGGUUCAGCUCAGUGAUUGCGAGAAGCAGGACCAAAACCUGAUCCGAGCCGCCGAAUUGACCGUCGCAGGAUGUCGAGGCACCUUGACCAACCAUCUCUAUACUAUGUUUGACAAGUCCGUUAAGCAUGCUGCUGAGACUGCUUUACAAACUACUGGGCGAUGGUUUGCAUCGACAAAUGACGGUGGCAUGUUUUGGAACACCUUCAGAGCCACUUGUCGCCGCGAAGGGGCUCAUUCGGGCCGCCGAGGCUUCCGUGAUCUGAAUGAGGAACUAGUCCAACCCCUAAGGAAGAUGCUGGCCAGCGACUGGGAGCGAGUAUUCGAUCGACGCAUCCCACAAGUCUUGAGCAAGUUUCCUGUUAUUUCCAAGGCCCUCCUCGAAAAGUUCCAUGCUGGCGUCAAGAUUCGCAUCCAGGCAAAGGCCAGUAGCAGUACAAUCAACAUGCUUAUGGUCCAGGUGCGCGGCAAGGAUUGCUUCAAACGCAUGAGAGACAUUAUGCUGGACCAUGUCACGACGCAUCAGCAUUCUAUGUUUCGAAGGGCAACGGACAGCGUCCGCGAGAAGCUGGACAAGCUAUGCGAAGAACUUGAGAGGGACCUUCUCACCAAAAUCGACUUGGUUAUUGCAGAGCUAACUUCAGAGUAUCGUCAUGUCAUCAUCGAAAAGAAUCUCGUCAAAGUCUCCCAGGUAGCUAGAAAUGAGAUCCCAGCAAUCUUGUCGGAGACUGAUGUACUCUUCCAAGCACCCUUUAUCGACGCCAAGGCUGCUCCUUCGAUCAAGACAGAGGUUGUAUGA